ACAACGAAAGCAAAUAAUGACUUCACAAGCAAAUUACAAGUUGCUUAUUGUACAAGCUCUAUGUUUAGUAGCAGUGGUGGCCAGAAAACAUCAUCUAGAAGUGCUGGAUGAUGUGCGCCCUUAUAUUGCGUUAAGCACAUUUGGCUUCUACACCGAUGGGCAUUUGGAUGUGCAACUGAGUAAACUGCAUAUAGAAAAUGAGGAUGAAAACGAUUUGUAUGGCUUAACACUGGACAAAACGACGAUAGAUCAAUUAAAUCCAUACCUGGACUCGCAUCAAAACAAAUGCAUACUAGAAGAACCAACGGGUAUACAACGCAGUGGUCCGAUAUUGUUCUUCUUAUUAGACUUAAAAAAUCUUAAUAUUAAAGUGCAAUGCUCACCCGAAUGGAAAAAUCAACACAUUUAUCGCAGUCGAGAGUUGUUUCCUAUGUAUCGUGGGAAGCGCCACUCUAAGAUGAGCGACUCAACCAUCUAUUUACAGCGGCGCAAACGUAGUGAUGACGCUGUAGCUGCACAAGUUGAGAACAAUGACUUACCAGUGGACGAACAGGAAAUGUUGGACGAUGAUGAUUCGGUGGAAGCACCACAAAUAAUUGUAAAACCGUCAUCACCCAUACCUUUAGUUAAGGCACCAUCACCCACAAAAGCGACCGCAGCCCCAGGCCCAGCAAUAGCGUCUAAAAUGGCAACUUCAGAAAUCAAAAAACCUUCUCCAUCCCUUGAGCCUGCCGAAAACCCAUUCCCCCAUGACGUGGUAAAAGCGCCAAUUAGUUCCAAUGAAAAUGUACCGUAUCAGCUAUGCAGAAACUACACAAUGCCAUUGACGAAACAAGUAAUCAAUGGGAAAACCUACUAUAAUAUGUCGUUCUCUAUGCUGGUGGCCACAUUACAUGACGAGGGCCUCUACAAUCUGCAUUUCCACGCCUGUCCUAACUACAGAACAACAAAGCUGAUUUCUUUUGUGGUCGAUAUUGAAGAGAAGAAUAAUAAUAAUUUCCUAUCCGCCGGAGAAAUGCCACUGCCAGCUUUGUAUUCCAUGAUGAGUGUGCUGUUCUUCUUAUCCGGCCUCUUUUGGGUGUUCAUCUUGAAAAAGAGCAAGCACACCGCACACAAAUUGCAUUAUAUUAUGGCAGUGUUGGUAUUCCUAAAAUCACUUUCGCUCAUGUUCCAUUCAAUUAAUUAUCAUUUUAUCGAAAUUCGCGGGGAACAUGUGGAAGCCUGGGCGAUUUUGUACUACGUGACACAUUUGCUCAAAGGAUCUGUGUUGUUUAUCACUAUAGUGCUUAUGGGAACAGGCUGGACAUUUAUUAAGCCAAUUCUCUCGGACAAGGAUAAAAAAAUCUUCAUGAUUGUUAUUCCACUACAGGUACUCGCUAACGUGGCCGAAAUCAUCAUUGACGAAUCGGAGGAGAGCGAUAUUGAGUUCCGCACUUGGCGCAAUAUUUUUAUAUUCGUUGAUUUACUCUGUUGUGGUGCCAUACUUUUUCCUAUUGUCUGGUCAAUAAGACAUCUGCACGAGGCAUCAGCCACUGACGGCAAAGCAGCUAUCAAUUUACGCAAACUGAAGCUAUUCCGACAAUUCUACAUAAUGAUUGUGUGCUAUAUUUAUUUUACACGCAUAAUUGUAUAUCUACUAAAAAUGACAGUCGCUUUCCAGUAUGCCUGGCUCGACGAAAUGUUCCACGAAAUGGCGACAUAUGUUUUCUUCGUACUGACAGCCUACAAAUUUCGACCUACUUCAUCGCAUCCGUACUUUGCUGUGCGCAAUGAAGAUGAUGACGCCGUCGAAGUACUCACAGAAUCCGGUCUCACCGAGGGUUUACAUCGCACGAAAGCCCUUAAUCGUAAUGCCCCACCACCAGCUGGUUCUACUUUACUUAAUGGCACUGAUGAAGAACGCGAAAAUUUAAUAACAAAACGUGAAUCGAGUCAUGAAUAUGAUUAGAAAACACAAAAAAUAAAUAUCUUAGAAAAAAUAGCUCGAAAGGUGGGGUACGAUUGCGGGAGCAGUACGUUUUUGUUCAGUCGAUAUCUUUGAACUGGAAGAUGUACAUAUAAGUGUUGCCAGUGAAGUAUUGCCUUCGAUGCAGAUUUUAUUGCAAUUUAUUAUAAUUUUUUUUUUUUGUUCUGUAUUGAGGAAGGGCAACUUUUAUUGCUAUGGCAGUAUGUGAAAACACACUGCCUUUAUAUUGUAAUUCUUAUAUAAUUUUAGAUAUUUUUUUUCAACUGAUUUAUGGAGAAUGCAAUUAAGCAAUAAACUAGAUAUAUUUUCCAAAAUUUU
Messenger RNA from Anastrepha obliqua, 2284 nucleotides. RefSeq names its product protein GPR107. Gene Ontology annotation, biological process: transport. The record is from RefSeq and is a predicted model, not a curated record. The transcript has 9 exons. Gene Ontology annotation, cellular component: membrane; Golgi apparatus. Bases 17 to 1948 code for a protein of 643 amino acids. Lineage: Eukaryota; Metazoa; Arthropoda; Insecta; Diptera; Tephritidae.